AUGGUGAAAGCCAUGUUCUCGGACCUGAGGCAAAAGCUUCAUGGAAUCACAUAUACAGAAAAUGCCCGUCGAGCAGGGGGGACUUCUCAGAAACCUAAAUCUUGUAGCAAGCAUUGGUCCACACCAAAGGGAGAUGAGGAGAAAAGGGGCCACCAAGAGCAAAUCAGCAGCGCGGCAGUAGCAGCUUCUUCUCAGACUGAGAAUCUACCUUUUCACUUUGGGAGCUGGGAUUGCAUUAAAUCUGUACAAUGCUUUUGGGUUGUAUUGACAUUUAAUGAUGUUUCAUCUUCUCAAUCCAUGAGCAAGGCCCGUUUAUCUUCUGCAACUACAAUCCGACCCCAAUCGCGGUCCUUCGCCACAGCCUGCUGUACGGAGGGGCAGGUUCGGGCUAGUCUGGGGCGGGGACUCGGGAGGCCUGAUGAGGGCGGGGACGCAGAUCAAGUUUUAAAGGCCCGGAACUCUCCCUGCGGCACUUCAACACCUGCCUGGCGGCGCGGUGCUGUUGGAAGAACUUCGCAGAACUCGAGUCCCUUCGCUCAACGCCCACCGGAGGCAGCAAGAGCCUGGCUCUUGUCCGGGUCGCUCAACCGCGUGCAGCUGUGGCUAGUCGGGGAGCGCGGGGAGGCGGAGCUGGCGCUGCAGCUGCGGCCAGUGCGGGGCCAGGAGGAGGAGUUUGACCUAGAGGUGCCUGAAGACCUAGGGCCACUGCAGUUUGUGAAGCUGUGUAAACACCACUCCCUGGUGGAUGAUGCUUGGUUCUGUGACAACAUCACUGUGCUGGGUCCCGAAGCCAAUGCAGAGGCUGCCUUCCCAUGCUACCGCUGGGUGCAGGGCGAGGGUGUGCUGACCUUGCCAGAGGGCACUGCUCGCCUGGCAGAAAACAAUACAUUGGAUGUGUUCCAGAAGCAUCGAGAGAAGGAACUGAAGGAAAGACAACAGACAUACUGCUGGACAACCUGGAAGGAAGGGUUACCUCUGACAAUAACUGCAUAUUCUAAGGAUGAUCUACCUCCAAAUGUGAGAUUCCAUGAGGACAAGAGGCUAGACUUUGAAUGGACACUGAAAGCAGGGGCGCUGGAGGCUAUCCUCAAGCGUGUUUACACCUUCCCGAGUUCCUGGGAUCAUCUUGAGGAUUUUGAUCAGAUCUUCUGGAGUCAGAAAAGUGCUUUGGCUGAGAAGGUUCAUCAGUGCUGGCAAGAAGAUGAGCUUUUUGGCUACCAGUUUCUCAAUGGUGCCAACCCCAUGCUAUUAAGACGCUCUACUUCUCUGCCCUCCCGUCUGGUACUGCCUGCAGGGAUGGAAGAGCUUCAGACUCAACUGGAGAAAGAACUUCAGAAUGGCUCCCUGUUUGAAGCUGACUUCAUCCUGUUGGAUGGAAUUCCAGCUAAUGUGAUACGAGGAGAGAAGCAAUAUCUGGCUGCACCCCUCGUCAUGUUGAAGAUGGAUCAUAAUGGGAAGUUACUGCCCCUAGUGAUCCAGAUCCAAAGUCCCAGCCCCAGCCUUCCUUCGCCACCAUUGUUCCUGCCCACAGAUCCUCCACUUGCUUGGCUCCUGGCAAAGUCCUGGGUCCGAAAUUCAGAUUUUCAUCUCUACCAGCUCCAAUAUCAUUUGCUGAACACUCAUCUGAUAGCUGAAGUCAUCGCAAUUGCCACAAUGAGGUGCCUCCCAGGGCUGCACCCUAUCUUCAAGCUCCUGAUCCCACAUAUACGAUACACCAUGGAAAUCAAUGCCCGGGCACGUACAGAACUCAUCUCAGAUGGAGGUGUAUUUGAUAAGGUGUCUAACACAGGUGGAGGAGGCCAUGUACAGUUGCUCCGCCGGGCCUUCGCUCAGCUGACCUACCGCUCCCUCUGUCCUCCUGAAGAUCUGGCUGACAGGGGUCUUCUUGAAAUCCCGAGUGCUCUCUAUGCCCAAGAUGCUUUGCGGCUCUGGGACACCAUUGCCCGGUAUGUGGAAGGGAUUGUUCAUCUAUUCUACGAAGGGGAUGAUGCUGUGAGAGGAGACCCUGAGCUGCAGGCCUGGUGUCGGGAGAUCACUGAAGUAGGGCUAUGCCAAGCACAAGACCGAGGUAAGACCUCUCUUCCCAGAGACAAUUCUCAGCUCUGCCCUUCUGGGAACACAAACCAACCCUUCAUCACACAUGCCUCUUUCACAUUACAAGCAUCCGACCCCUAUAGUACCAACCAGGGCCAGCUGGACUGGUGCUCCUGGGUCCCCAAUGCCCCAUGCACAAUGCGGAUGCCCCCACCCACUACCAAGGAAGACGUAACCAUGGCCACCAUAAUGGGCUCACUACCUGAUGUCCAGAAAUCCUGUAUUGAAAUGACUAUCCUAUGGCAUCUGGGUCGCCGUCAGCCAGACAUGAUCCCUCUGGGGCAUCACAAAGAAAAGUAUUUCACCAAUCCCAAACCCAAGGCUAUACUAUGUCAAUUCCAAUCAGAUCUGGAAAUCUUGGAAAGGGAGAUUGAAGCCAGAAAUGAACAACUUGACCUUCCCUAUGACUAUCUGAAGCCCAGCAACAUAGAAAACAGUAUCACCAUCUGA
Suncus etruscus (white-toothed pygmy shrew) is the source of this 2544-nucleotide messenger RNA. RefSeq names its product polyunsaturated fatty acid lipoxygenase ALOX12-like. Gene Ontology annotation, molecular function: protein binding; arachidonate 12(S)-lipoxygenase activity; iron ion binding. The record is from RefSeq and is a predicted model, not a curated record. Gene Ontology annotation, cellular component: cytosol; sarcolemma. The coding region runs from base 1 to 2544 and encodes 847 amino acids. Gene Ontology annotation, biological process: lipid oxidation; linoleic acid metabolic process. Lineage: Eukaryota; Metazoa; Chordata; Mammalia; Eulipotyphla; Soricidae. The transcript has 17 exons.